Molecule: messenger RNA, 1443 nt
Organism: Ostrinia nubilalis (European corn borer)
Lineage: Eukaryota; Metazoa; Arthropoda; Insecta; Lepidoptera; Crambidae
Gene: hdm
Product: meiosis-specific with OB domain-containing protein
Exons: 9
Coding region: 1-1230 (409 amino acids)
Biological process (GO): resolution of meiotic recombination intermediates
Molecular function (GO): single-stranded DNA 3'-5' DNA exonuclease activity; single-stranded DNA binding
Source: RefSeq, a predicted model, not a curated record
AUGGCGGGAAUUCAAAAAGUCCGACUAAAUAAUUUGAAUAUAAAUAUUAAAAACGCUUUGAUUGUUGGUAUUAUCAUCGCAAAAUGUAGUCCACGUACGAUUGGUUCCAAAAAGAAAAACGGAGAUAUUCGUGGAAUAACAUCUUUUACCUUGAGAGAUUCAGAAGUCGACACAAUCAACGUUGAUGUUUGGGGAUCGCAAUAUUUCAUAUUAACUUUUUACGAAAGAUUUCUCGUCGGUGAUGUUGUGGAAAUCUCAUCCCCAAAAAUAUGCGUCAAAAAUGCUGAAAGUGAAAUAUACCGGCCACUGGUGUCGUCCCCCUUUUAUUUGUCUCUGAAUGAGGGGAUGUCCGAUGUGACUAUUCAUAGUGGCGACACAUUCAGCUUGUAUCUGCCUCUCCUGCACAUACCGACUAAGCCUUCUGCUGGCUAUUAUGGGCUAGCAGAAGUUCUGAAACUUCCAGAGGACAGUAAUAACGUGUAUGUCGAUCUUCUGGUAGUCGUAAAAUCUGUAAAACCGGUCAAAAGUAUUCGGACUAAAACAGGAACAGAAAUGUCAGUACGAGGAGUUGAAAUAAUGGACAAUACCACUCCUGCAACGGUUACAUUAGAUAUUUUCGAUAUCGACACAAUACAAAGAGCAGAAGAAUGGCGUCCUCUAGAGAGCGUGUUAUUCAUCGCUGAUGGACGCGUAUCGUGGCGCGGGCGCGGCGUGACCGUUCAAGUCAGCAGUCGCACCGUCAUCACGCACCAGCCGCAUACAGCUGACGCCGAGUCGCUCCGGCUUUACAUACGCAACCAGGCUAACACAAAAGGUGGCGAGGCAGCAGCAUGGGCUGCUUGGAGCGGAGAGCGCAGUAGUGCGGCGUCGGUGGCGCAGAUCCGCGACCGGCUGGCGGGCGGCGCGCCCUUCUGCGCGUCGCUUCAUGCCAUACUCACGCAUCUUGACUUGGACGACAUUGUUAACACUGAAGAGAACAACGACGAGUUGCGAAUUCGUUUUGCUGAUCACACAGGCGAGUUGAAUGCCCGUGUCUCCGUUAACAUUUUGGAACAGACCCUUGGAUACACUUCGGAAGCAAUGAAAGCCAUGUCGUCCGAAGAUCGCGCGGCGCUUCGCUGGAAGGUGCUCUUGGAACAGUGCAGCGCCAGACUCGCGGGAUCUCCACCCCGGCUCAUCGUACUGACGCUGCGGCGCGCCUCGCCUGCUGAUCCUAUACCUUUGUAUUGAUUUUAAGUGUAACCCUAUAGUAUUCAUUCAAUAAAAUUUAAGUAAGUGGUUGUACUCUCAUCUUGCGACCUUUUAGAAUAUAUUUCUUGGGUCUUGCCUGAUGCUAAUCCUAUACCUACCUUUGUAACUCUUUGUAAUAAUUUACUUAACCUAUUCAGAACUGUCUAUCUACUAUUAUAACCCAGUAUUUUCUGCAAACAUUUAAAUAAGUAG